Messenger RNA from Macrosteles quadrilineatus (aster leafhopper), 1624 nucleotides. It is a transcript of the gene Hph, whose product is annotated as egl nine homolog 1. Gene Ontology annotation, biological process: peptidyl-proline hydroxylation to 4-hydroxy-L-proline; cellular response to hypoxia. The transcript is spliced from 5 exons. Gene Ontology annotation, molecular function: ferrous iron binding; L-ascorbic acid binding; peptidyl-proline 4-dioxygenase activity. The coding region runs from base 130 to 1440 and encodes 436 amino acids. Lineage: Eukaryota; Metazoa; Arthropoda; Insecta; Hemiptera; Cicadellidae. The record is from RefSeq and is a predicted model, not a curated record. Gene Ontology annotation, cellular component: nucleus; cytoplasm.
GAGGUUGAAUUGAAACACACGGUGAUGGUGAUACGAACACCAAAAAAGGUCGAAGGCAAAGGUGAUUACAAGAAUUAAUAUGGAGAAGAACCUCUGCGUUCUUUUAAGUUAUUAAAUUGACUUUGUAAAAUGGACUUAAAUUCUUGUGCUUAUUGUGGUAAAGUUGGCAGUUUAUCAAGGUGUUCCAGGUGUAAGUGUGUAUUUUAUUGUUCGAAAGAGCAUCAGACUCAGGAUUGGAAGAAACACAAACUACAUUGUGGUGACAGAUCUAAGCCCUCGACCGAUUUUGUUAAUUCAGUUGCCAAUAAUGAUGCAGGAAAGAAUGCAACUACAUCUUCAAGUUGUGUAUCUUCUGAGGGGAAGAAAAAUAAACACACUAGUCGUUCACAGAAAAAGUUAAGUGUGAAAAAUACUGUUCGCAACGUAAGUCCUAUCAAUUAUGAUGAAGGUAGUUUUGAAGAAGAGAUUACUAAUGCCAGAACGGAGGACUUAAAUCCAACUUUGAAAUUAUUAAAACCUGGUAUAAACAAUUCUCCUUCAUCUAGCAACUUAGUUAACAACACAUUAGGGCUAAAUAAUCAAAUGUCAACUUUGGGUAGUGUGCAAGCCAAAGACCAGUCCAUCUUAGGCAUUCAAGGAAAACCUACUCCAGAUGUGUCUGAUAUUAGGCUUGAUGGUUUACCACCAUUUCACCAUCGUAAUGGAUGUGUUGAACCAGAUAUUAUUGAGUUAGUAUGUAGAAAUGUCAUCAAAGAUAUGGAUACAUAUGGCGUAUGUGUAGUGGACAAUUUCCUGGGUCCUGAAAGAGGUAUGGCAGUAUUAGAAGAAGUUACUAACAUGUAUCAAGCUGGUGUUUUUAAGGAUGGAAAACUUGUUAGCAGUGUAAAAGAAAAGGAUCCUAAAACCAUACGUGGAGAUCAAAUCACAUGGAUUAGUGGAAAAGAAUCAUUCUGUAGAAAUAUUGGUCUUUUAAUCAGUGAAGUAGAUGCUGUUAUUAUGAGAGCCAAUAAGAUGGCAGAGAACGGGAAACUUGGGAAAUAUAAGAUUAAUGGAAGAACAAAGGCAAUGGUAGCAUGUUAUCCUGGUCACGGGUCUCACUAUGUUAAACAUGUGGACAACCCUCACCAAGAUGGAAGAUGUAUUACAGCUAUAUAUUAUUUGAACACAGAAUGGGACAUCAAGGAGAAUGGUGGCUUGCUUCGGAUUUUCCCCGAAGGGUGGGAUCAAGUUGCUGACAUUGAACCAUUGUUCGACCGCAUAUUAUUUUUCUGGUCUGAUAGGCGAAAUCCACAUGAAGUACAACCUGCUUACAGAACACGAUAUGCUAUAACGUUGUGGUAUUUUGAUGCUGAAGAGAGGGAAAACGCUUGCCGAAGGAACCAGCAAGAGAGUAUGUGUUGUGUGCUUUCACAUCCUCCCAUGGUCACUAAUCGUAGCUAACCUCAUGGAAACCUCACAAGCUAACCUGAAGAAGUUGUCACUGUACAGCUUUGUAAUAUACUCUGUUUAAUAUUGUAUAAUUAUUAAAGCCUGGAGUAUUCUUUUAAUUUUGUACAUACUGUAUCUAGAAAUGCCCAAUCAAAUUUUAUUUUUCUUGUCCUUAAACAAAUUGCAUUGCAAUAAA